CGCGGUCAGGGUCUAGUGAUCGCUCGGACACCAGUUCAGAUUCUAGCUCUGAAUCGGGCACUGGUGUAGCUCAAGAGGAUGAACAGGUACGAGAAAAAUCAGCUGAAUGCUGUCCAGCAGGCUCUGGAGAGCAUGCCAUAAGUGAAAACGAUCCUGUGAACGUUGCUGCCAUCAACGCUUCGCAAGCAGAAUUAAUCUCUUCUAGUGGGACGUGCACCUCUGAAUCGUCUACUCGUAUGCCUAUGCGCUCAAGAGGUCCAUCCCCUUUGGCGGUCCCCACUCAGCAAGACUUUGUGCACAGAGUCAGCCAUCGACGUGCCGCAGUGCGACUUCGUCAAUGUCUCCAAGAGUCUGAUUCGGAAGACGAGAAAAUCAAGGAAGAAAGUGAUGAUGAGUUUCUCCCGACUUUGCGUACGACACCACGCAAGAAACAUUUCCAGCCUUAUCCUCGUACUCCAUCUUCGAACCGGGACCUCAUAAUGCCUCCGAACUCUUCCACAUCGUCACCUCCGAAAACGCCUCGUAGGUCCAGAAACGUGACGUCUUCGCCUCAGAAAACACCUCGCCGGUCCACCAAGCUGGUGUAUAGUUUCUCCUCAGCGUCCGCAUCGUCAUCGUCAUCCCUAUCCUCGCUAACAUCGCUCUCGUCCUCUCCCUCCAAACCAUCCUCAUCUCCGAGUUCACCCAACUCCCCGAAGCGUCUCGCGCCUCCACGCAACGCACAGAUCGCACUCUCGCCCGAACAGCUCUCCGCCGCCCGCACCCGCGUCGAGUCCUCCCGCUCCCCGAAGUGUCCCGUCGCCUGCGGGUUCGUGCAGAAACGUUUCCGCCCACAGGACAUGCUCCGGCACGUCGAGACGCACCUGCGCGCGAGCAAGGGCGGGUCCGCGUCGCAGUGGGUAUGCCGUGGUGUGCCUGAGGCGCAGGCGGCGCGAUAUCUCGUGAAGAAUUAUGAUUAUCCGAAUGUGUGGAAGGGGGUGCGGAUGGUGGGUGGGUGUAUGGGUGGGUUUAGCCGUAGGGAUGCGCUUGCGAGACAUCUGAAAAACAACAAACAGUUGUGUGUUGGGGAUUUCAAGUACCUGGGCUCCGAUUAGGCGGUGUGUGAUGGGUUAACAGCACAUGAGUGAGCGGAAUAUGCCAUCUGCAAUUAUGCCUAUGACCUUGUAUGAAACCUGCAUCGACUUAUGGAUCCCUCAUGUCUUGCCUAUGUACACCACACCCUCAUGGUAUAUGCACAAUUUCUAUGCAAUUUCUCAUCGCCUUCUGUGCAUUGAUUUGUCCCAAAGACACUUGCCUGCCCCAUGUAAAGUAUACCGAAC
This is a messenger RNA of Laetiporus sulphureus 93-53, 1319 nucleotides long. RefSeq lists its product as uncharacterized. The record is from RefSeq and is a predicted model, not a curated record. NCBI's taxonomy places the organism in Eukaryota, Fungi, Basidiomycota, Agaricomycetes, Polyporales, Laetiporaceae. The coding region runs from base 237 to 1094 and encodes 285 amino acids. The transcript has 3 exons.